CAAAGAUGAGUAAGAUCGACGAAGGAGUCUCUUCCGAAAUUAAUGAUGAAAACCAACAAAGAAAGAAAAAGGUAUAUUUGAGUAGCCGUUGUGGCGUACACCAAUUUUGUGAGCUCAUCGACAGUUUAUGUGAUGGAAAAAAGAGGGCCAUUGAAGAAAUUGGAUUUGGUGCACUCUUGCACUUGAAGAAGCAUAAAUUGAAGUUGAAUCUUUUGGAGGACCUUAUGAUGAGAUUCAAUGUGACAACUAGUGAACUGAAUGUGCACGGUAAUCGAUUGUCUCUAAGUGUAGAUAAU
Messenger RNA from Linum tenue, 296 nucleotides. Lineage: Eukaryota; Viridiplantae; Streptophyta; Magnoliopsida; Malpighiales; Linaceae. The record is from the annotation of a GenBank genome assembly.